AUGAUGGCAACGAAUCCCAAUUCCAAGACACUCGUCUUGUCGUCCUUCGUUGUGCUUCUUCUUCUUGUAAACACAGCUUCGGCAGUUCUGGAAAUCCCAACGGACAAGUUUGAUCAUUCCGCAAGUUUGACCGGAGUCGACGAUUGCGCCUUGCUGAGUCUCGUGGUGGACGAAUCUGGCAGCAUGAUGUUCGAACAAGACUUUUUGGCCAAUCAAGUCAUGCCCAUGCUUGUCUCGGACUAUCGAGUCAAGAAUUACGAUCGGAUCUUUGUCUGUUCUCAUGGAUUUGGAGCAGCACAAAACAAAGAGACUGGUUUUGCCUUUCAUGGAUGUGUGGAUGCCAUGACAUGGAGUGUUCCAGCAACUACGGAUGAGCUGGCUGAAGUCAUGGGCUCUUGGAGAGUCCUUGGUGGAGUGGAAGAUCCUUAUCUUGGUAUUCUCAUGGGGAUUGAAAACACUCCUGCCACCAUUAGCGGACACGAACUCACUACUACUUGUGGAACAAUGUUCAAGAAUAUGAUUUUGUUGACAGAUGAGGAUCGUGAUGUAUUCAACGCCAAUACCAUCACAAAGGCGGAUAUCUCCACAGAGCUCGCAAAUACUGGGUACGUGUUCAAUGGCAUUGUCAAUCUUGACAUUUCCUCUCCUCCAGAUCAAGAAAAUUUCGAGGCCUUGGGAUUCUUUCCCAGUGACGAUACACCUGGCAAAUUCGAGUUCUUUGUUCCAGAGGGUUCCAAUCUUGGUACCUACAGUACUAUCUACAAGGAUGAAUACCUAAAAUAUCUGGAUGAAGGUCUCGAGGCUGGUAACUCGAUUGAAGAUUAUGUCUCCCUCGCCAUGGAUACAAAAGGUGCGAUCUACGAUCUCGGCAUGUUGCGUCUGGAGGCAUCGGAAGCGGAUUACUCCACUGUCUUUGUCAAUUCGCUUUCCGAUACUCAAGUGCGGGAAAUUGAAAAUGCGGAAUCCUCUGGUAACCUUCAAACCGUUACCAAUUUUGGUGACGGUGGUGACAAGGAAACCUCGGAAACGGAAACAGAAACCUCUGAAACGGAAACCUCGAAAUCGGAAACGGAAACCUCGGAAACGGAAACCUCGGAAACGGAAACCUCUGACACUGCAUCCAACCCAUCUGUCUUGGGAGAUCCUCACUUCAAGACUUGGCAAAACGAACACUACGAAUUCCACGGACAGUGCGACAUGGUCCUGGUCAAGGAUCCAAAUUUUGCCAAGGGUCUAGGAUUGGACAUUCACAUUCGUGCCAAGUUGGUCCGUUACUGGUCCUACAUUCAAUCCGUGGCCAUUCGGAUUGGAACUGACAUUCUCGAACUACAAGGAUCCGCCGAUCCAGAAGAUUAUUCCUUCCAUUAUUGGAUCAAUUAUGAAUAUCAAGCCGAAAUUGAUACCCUCGGAGGAUUCCCAGUCAAAGGUCACUCCAAAAAGGUCCAUUCCCACAAGAAUAGCUUUGAGAUUGACUUGAGUUCGGCCUUUGGCAAUGAUAAAGGACCCAAGAUUAUCGUUUCCAGUUUCAAGGAAUUCCUCAAGGUCGAAUUUGAAAAUGCUUCCGAAGAAGCCUUUGGCAACACGGCUGGAUUGUUGGGUCAUUUCAAGACUGGAGCCACUUUGGCACGGGAUGGUUCCACAGUGUUGAAUGACUUUACUGAUCUUGGACAAGAGUGGCAAGUCAUUCCUUCGGAUGGACACAUCUUUCACGAAUCCUCCACUCCUCAAUUCCCAGAACUGUGCAUUGAGCCGGAGGAUCCUCGUGGGGAUCGUGCUCGUCGUUUGGCCGAGUCGUCCAUUACGGAGGCCGAAGCGGAAGCGGUUUGUUCGAAACUCAAGGAUCCCCUUGACCAAAAGGACUGUGUUUACGAUAUCUUGGCGACUCAAGAUAUGGACAUGGUGGGUGCCUUUUAG
Molecule: messenger RNA, 1914 nt
Organism: Cylindrotheca closterium
Lineage: Eukaryota; Bacillariophyta; Bacillariophyceae; Bacillariales; Bacillariaceae
Source: the annotation of a GenBank genome assembly